AUGGCGUCAACCACAGCUCCACUGAUGGUGAUGGACGUGACCACUGCGUUCCUUCACGCCGACCUGCCAAGAGAUGUGCAUGUGAAGAUCAGAGGAGAGGUUUUCAGGUUGCACAAGGCCCUCUACGGCCUCAAGGACAGCCCACGUCUGUUCCACCAGCACAUCCACUCCAUCCUCACACGACUCAGCUGGCAAGCCACCAUCACCGACCCUUGUCUCUACACCCGUCAACAUCAGCAGCACGGACAAACGUACCUCAUGGUGUAUGUCGACGAUCUUCUCUACGUGGGGGGUGGACAAAAAGAAGUCGUCGAGGAACUACGUCCACACCUGCAGAUUAAACACAAGCAAGGACAGCAGCAUGACUACCUUGGCAUUCGCAUUACGCGCACAACAACAUCAGCAGCAACCACGACUUCAACCACAACCACCAUUUCUCUUACGCCGUAUCUAUCAGCCAUCGCCGGUAUCGGGCCUUUCCGGGUGUCGACACCGAUCACGAUCGACCACGGCAGGCAGAUACAGGGGGGUGGGAAAGAAGGAGCGAUGGUGAGCGGUGGUGGACGCGCGGACAACAAGGAGCAGACACGUCAGCAACAGCUACCGCUGACCCAGCAGAAACAGCACAAGCACAGACUCAAGGAGUACCAGCAGGUGCUCGGCACGUUGACAUACGCCGCCUCGACAGCACGCCCUGAUCUAGCAUACGCAGCGUCUGUGCUGGCAAGCAAAAUAGGACACGUGAGCACACACGACGUGCAGAUGGCACGCAGAGCACUGCAGUAUGCGAAGAGCCACAACAACAUCCUCACCACCACCGUCGAACACACGACCGGUGCGGCUGCAUGCGGUUAUUACACGACAGCACAAUUGUCUGACCUAGAAAAAGGUCAACAGUUUCCGACAGCACAAAUUGUGACCUACGUCGAUGCCUCCUUUGCCAUGGACGCGGGCCGGCGCUCGCGCUCCGGCAUCGUCAUCUGCGUCAACAACAUGCCUGUGUAUUGGCGCUCCAGCAAGCAGACGAUCACGGCACUCUCCGCAGCAGAAGCUGAAUACUCUGCUAUCACCGAGGGCAUCAAGCACACCAUUCACGUGAGAGACCAGCUUGACGAAAUGAUGAUCAAGCACAGCACUCCAGUCAUCCUCACCGAUUCGAUGUCUGCCAUACACAUGGCAAACUCCGACAAGAUUCAGGAACGCACCAAGCACUUGGGCAUACGCAUGCAGUUCACACGCGACCACGUACGGAAGCAGACCGUCGAGCUGCAGCACGUGCCCUCUGGUGACCAAGUCGCUGACAUGCUGACCAAACCCUUGCACAAGGGUGCGUUCCACCGACUGGUGCAGAAGAUUAUGCAUCACGAAUGA
Messenger RNA from Salpingoeca rosetta, 1371 nucleotides. RefSeq lists its product as uncharacterized. The transcript has a single exon. Lineage: Eukaryota; Choanoflagellata; Craspedida; Salpingoecidae. The record is from RefSeq and is a predicted model, not a curated record. The coding region runs from base 1 to 1371 and encodes 456 amino acids. Gene Ontology annotation, molecular function: nucleic acid binding.